ACGUCUCUUGCGCAUGGCGUACGUAUAUAUUAUCUCCGUCUUACAAACGUACAACAUAUUAAAUUUACGUUCAGUAGAACUUGUUUUGUAUUGAAAGCUUUUAUUAAAGCGAAUACGUAAAGAACAUUAUUUGAUUUUGUAUUUUUGUCUUUUAUGCGGUAAUUUAAUUUCUAAGAUAGUUAUGACUUAAAAUACUUCAGUUUAAAAAUGCUUAUAUAACCUAGUUUUACCGAAAAAAAGAGUAAUUGAUGAUCACCAAUACUUCCUGGUAUACAAUAAGAUGAUUGUCAGAAAUAGUGACAGUCAUUCGUCGAAAUAUCCUUUGUGUUCUCCAUGUUUGCGAUGACUCGGAAGUCGACAAACACAUGUUCUUGAAAUUUCAAACGUUCAUCGAAGAUAAUAUGACUCUGGUUAUUGCGGUAACUCAGUUCCGACCACUGCAGGAUAUCAGUUAUCUCACUGACAUCGUCAAAAAACGACGGACAGAAACACACCAGUCGCCAAUGAGACCGUAUAUUAGCCAUUCGCCGAGCAAUUAAAAAAAGUCGACUACAACCGUACCCGAAAAUAUCCGACCGACACUGACCUUAUACUCCAGUUAGCUGCGUGAAUGUGUCAUCAGAAAAUGCUACUUAUUUGAGGUGACAGUUUUAUAUGGACUCGUAUUUUCUAUACUUAACGAUAGGACAAGAAUUCCACCUAUUGUCGAUUAGCGUCAUGCCAAAUCGGGACGGUGACUCAGAGACCACUGGCCAGGUUCGACCCAUCUUCCAUCAAACACCUGUACAUAAUAUAUUAAAACAUUUUAGAAAAUAAAUAAAAUUAUGUUUAUAAUUGUCCUUAAAACAAGACGCGUGUAUUUAUUCAAUAAAGCAACACAUCGAAAUCCAGCGUCUGUAUCAAUGUGAUUAAUGUGUUAUGUGUAACAAUACUUCGUUAUUGAGUUAUUCUUCAGAAAAUAAUAUAAAAUGAUACAACUGAGUAAAAUAUUACAUAGCUAUUUUAAAAAAAGUACAUCACUGGUAUAAAUAUGAAAUAAAUAAAAUAAAACCGAAGAAUAUUUACACAUAAUUAAAAACAAGUGUAAAUUUUUUUUUUUGUUAAUACAUAGAAUUAUCAAUUAUGAAACAUCGACCAAUAAAAGUAUGAGAUCUAAUUCAAAUAUUUGGCUAUAUAUAUAUAGUAGGUACCUAAAAUGUACGGUUAAUAAAUUAAUUUAAUAUAUACACAUUAAUUAUUUUUUUUCAAAAAUAACUUAUAGUAAUUGUUUAAAUGAUUGUUAUGUAUUUGCAUAAUAGGAAAUUAUUACCAACCUGCAAGUAUUUGAUUUACAGUCAUGUAUUAAAAAUAUGUUAACAAUCUGACCUUUUUAAACUUUUUAUAGAAUUUAUUUUAAAGAUUUCAUUGAUAUUUAAUUUUUAUACUUUUGCUAGUCUCUAUAGCCUUAUAGUACUUAUAGUAUAAUAGUAUAAGGCAUUGCUGGAGAAAUGUUUAAAAUAUUAUUCGUAUUGGUAUCAACUUUAAUUCUCCAUGGACCAAGUAUAGAAGUAUCUGGCGAUAAUCCUAAUUUAUGGCCAUUUGUCGAACAACAAUUUUCGGAUUGGCAAGUGCAAUCGCCAAUAAAUAUAAAAUCGCAAUAUGCGUAUAACGUCAAUUUAACAAGUUUGUUAUACUAUAGAUAUUGGCGUGAAGAUAACAGUGUUCAAAUUAAAAUAGAAAUAAAAAAAAAAUCACUUUAUAUUAGUAAUAAAAAUAAAAUUAGAGCGCACAUUACUGGUGGACCAUUAUUUGAAAAAAAAUAUUUGUUUUCUCGCAUGUAUAUAUAUUGGAAUACCGAAGGAAAAAUAGGAAGUGAACACCAAAUCAAUUCUCAGGGCUAUACAAUGGAAGUUCAAAUGGUACAUUUUAAAAGAGAAUACAAGCAUUACAAAAACGCUAAACGUUAUCCUGAUGGUAUUUGCAUUAUUUCAUAUUUUGGAAAAUUAUCAGAUGGAGAUAAUCCAUUAAUGAGUGAUUUUAUGACAGCUGUGCAAUCCAUCCAAAUUACCGGAUCUACUUAUAUUCUUUCAACAUUUAAUACUCACUUUAAAUGGUUGGUAGAUUUAGCUAAAAAUUAUUGCUAUUAUGUAUAUCCAGGAUCGAUAACUAAGCCCCCAUUUAAUCAAUGUGUCACAUGGGUUGUUUAUGAAAACACGUUCAGUAUUAGCCAAGCACAAUUGAACAUUUUGCGAUCAUUAAUUGGAAUCAAUGGACAGCCCUUAACAUCUAUAAAACGUAGAAUGAUACAACCAUUUAAUAAUCGACCACUUUGUCAUGUUUAAUCAAAAUAUUAUUUGUACCUUAUACGUUAUUUAUAUUUUAAAAUGUAUUAUGUACCUUUCCAAAGGUAUAUUAUUAUGAUCGAGAUGAGAUGAUUAAAUAAAUUCAAUAUAUUAUAUCAUGUUAGUUUAUU
Molecule: messenger RNA, 2452 nt
Organism: Aphis gossypii (cotton aphid)
Lineage: Eukaryota; Metazoa; Arthropoda; Insecta; Hemiptera; Aphididae
Product: carbonic anhydrase 7-like
Exons: 6
Coding region: 1488-2321 (277 amino acids)
Molecular function (GO): zinc ion binding; carbonate dehydratase activity
Source: RefSeq, a predicted model, not a curated record